Molecule: messenger RNA, 624 nt
Organism: Paramecium sonneborni
Lineage: Eukaryota; Ciliophora; Oligohymenophorea; Peniculida; Parameciidae
Source: the annotation of a GenBank genome assembly
AUGAUGUAUUUAUCUUAAGAAUUGGAUAUGAUACAUUUAUUAACUGUAUCACCAUUUUAAAUAUUUAGCCUAAUUAGAGGAUUAAAAACAUCUACCUUUAUCUAAUCUCCCUAAUAUAAAUAAAAAUUAAGAAUAAAAUCAAAAAAGGUUGUAUGUGUAAAAAAUACUAUUAAAGGGCUAAGAAUUGGUUGAAUAAAUAAGACGCAAUAUCAGGAAACGGGAAGUGAUAAAGAAGUUUAGAGUGACUAUACCAGAUAAAGAAAUUAUAAGAAAACUAUGGAAUAAGCAUUGUAUAAUUUAGCGGAGUAUUUGGGUUUUAUUGAUAGAAAGAGGCAUUUAAAAAGUUUUAGAAAAUGACUAUUUUAAACUAAGCUAAGAAAGAAGCUGGAAUUUUUGCUAUUGUAAUUAUUAUGAAGGUGACUUCAUUAAAGAGCUAAAAAUAGAAAUUGUUGUGAUAAAGGAACUAAAUCAUUAUUUCAACUAGGAAUAUAUAGUCCUUUUAUCUACUCCAACUUACUUUAAGAUAGAUCUAAGAUAUUUAAAAUCUUGUGUCAAAUAUUAAAGCUAUAGCUUUUGACGGAAUAUCAAAUUUUUUUUAGACAGAACUUAAAAAAAGUUAUUUGG